Molecule: messenger RNA, 1062 nt
Organism: Cladophialophora psammophila CBS 110553
Lineage: Eukaryota; Fungi; Ascomycota; Eurotiomycetes; Chaetothyriales; Herpotrichiellaceae
Exons: 1
Coding region: 1-1062 (353 amino acids)
Molecular function (GO): oxidoreductase activity, acting on the CH-OH group of donors, NAD or NADP as acceptor; NAD binding
Source: RefSeq, a predicted model, not a curated record
AUGGCGACCUCAAAGAUACGUUUAGCCAUACUGGAUGAUUACCAGGGUAUUGCUGUAGCCAAAUUCUCUCAUCUGCAGGCCAAGCUUGAAGUCACCACCUUUUCUGAUAAUAUCAAUCCCAGCGGUAAGGUGGAAAAGGAUGCCCUAAUCGAACGCCUUCGACCUUUUACCGUUAUUUCUACCAUGCGAGAACGAACACCGUUGCCGAAAGAUGUGAUCACAUCUCUUCCCAACCUCAAAUUGCUCCUGACUACAGGAAUGAAGAAUUCGGCAAUUGACAUGGCCGCUUGUGCUGAACAGAACAUAAUCGUUGCCGGUGCAAAGGGAAUUGGGAAGUCCGGUGACGUGAGUUUGCCGACGUCAAUUGAUUCCACUUUGCAACAUUGCUGGGCACUCAUCCUGGGGAUUGCUCGGAAUAUUGCUCGCGACGAUGCGGCUAUCAAGUCUGGCCUCUGGGAGAUUUCUCCAGCUACAGGCUUGAAGGGAAAAACAUUAGGUCUGUUGGGUUUUGGCAACUUAGGUGCAAGAGUUGCCUCAGGAGGUGUGUGGGCCUUUGGAAUGAAGAUUCUAGCAUGGUCUAGCAAUCUCACCCAGGAAGCCGCCGAGCAGAAGGCCAAAUCGUUUGGUCUUCCCCCGGGAACAUUCAAGGUGGCCGCCAGUAAAGAAGACUUGCUCAAGGAAGCGGACGUGUUAAGCAUUCACUAUGUUCUGUCUGAACGAAGCCGAGAUAUCUUGGGAGAGCGAGAGCUCGCUUGGUUGAAACCCUCCGCACUCUUGGUCAACACCUCAAGAGGGCCUCUUGUCAACGAGAAAGCUUUGCUGGAAACUUUAAUCCACGGCAGGAUCAAGGGCGCGGCUUUGGACGUGUAUGAAGUAGAGCCGUUGCCGAUGGAAAGCCCAUGGCGAACAACUGCUUGGGGAAAGGAUGGCAGAAGCCAAGUGCUGCUCAGCCCACACAUGGGAUACGUCGAAGAAGGAGUCAUGAAUCGAUGGUAUGAGGAUACAGCGUUGAACUUGGAGCUAUGGCUUGACGGAAAGGAUAUUCCGACAAGGCUCAACUGA